Molecule: messenger RNA, 2476 nt
Organism: Ipomoea nil (Japanese morning glory)
Lineage: Eukaryota; Viridiplantae; Streptophyta; Magnoliopsida; Solanales; Convolvulaceae
Exons: 8
Coding region: 17-2413 (798 amino acids)
Biological process (GO): phloem development
Source: RefSeq, a predicted model, not a curated record
GAUGUUUUGGUGACUGAUGAUAUGUAUCAAUCUUAGUCAUAAACCGUCACAAACCACCCUCAGCUCAUUUUCCCCACAAGUAGCUAAUUAUAUAUAUAUGGCAGCCCAAACAAGUGUACUUGUAUCCCAGAGAAGAAUUUCACAACCGACAAUAAUGCUCACAUCACUAAGCAGCCAACCUGUUGAUGAGAGUAUAAUUAGGGAACAGGUUUUGUCGACGCACAACUAUGAUGGUAGAGAAUUUAACACCAAUGCCAUUUUGAACAUGGCAGAAAAGGCUCUCAGCCUUGAGAUGGGUACUGCUCAAAAAGCCAUGGUGGAGGAGUUGACUCAACUAGAAGAGCUCGAUAAUUACAAGCAACUUCCACUUCAUAUCAAACAACUUUCAUUCGAGAUAGCUUCCGGUGCAAUUGCAAAUGGACACUCCACCACAAUUCAUGUACUGAGCAUUUUGUCUCCAUAUUCAUGGGAGGAUAAGUUAGUCCUUAUGAUUGCAGCUUUCUCCAUAAUCCAUGGAGAAUUCAUCCUUAUUUCACGACUACUGCAAAAAGGCAAAGGAUUAGCCUGGAAGUUGGCACAUCUGAAACAAAGUAGUCAUUGUCCAAUUCCAACACCAUUAUCCUCCCACAAUAACAACCAAAGAGAAAUUGAGGAUUGCAUAAGUUCAGCCAUACAACUCACCAAAUGUGUGGUUGAGCUCAAAGAAUGCCUAUCUUACUCCCCUCCACAAUCUGUCAUUUCGGCCUUGCCAAUGGUUGCCUAUUGGAUAGGCAGAAAUAUUGUUAAUUGUUCCGCCUAUCCCUGUGACCCUCGCUUCAAGGUUCAAAAUGAACAUAGGGAAAUAACCACCUUAAUGGCUACUUUCUCUGCAGAACUAGCAAAGAAAAAGGAGGAGGAAUCUUAUGAAGCAUUGCGAAAUGCAUUAUAUCACGGCUCUUCUAAUAACUUCGAAGUUUACAAAUUAAUGUUUAAUGUCAAAGAUGAUCAUGAGAUAAUAUGUUUUCAUUAUUGGGGAAUGCAUCAUAUGGCGGAAUUAAGGGGUUGGAAAGAGACAUUAGUGAUGCUGCUAAUAACAUCAGGUGUUGCCGUCCCUAAAGAAUGGAUUCAUUUUUUAAAUUGGUUUCACCGCAACUCAAUAGCAGAUAUUAUUUGGAUCCCAAUCACACAGGAUGAUGCAUCAUGGAGCACUGAGUAUGAUCAAUUAAGAAACAAGAUGAGGUUCUUUUGGUUGAAUGAUCCACAAAAAAUGAUAAGCCCACAAUUCACAAGAUUUGUUAAGGAAGAGUUGUUUAAAAUGAGAUGGGGAGAGGAACCCAUAAUUGUUUCACUUGACCCACGAGGAAGAAUUGUUCACUCAAAUGUCUUCCACAUGAUGCUCACCUGGACCUUCGAUUAUAUUAAAAAAGAUACAAUAGGGGUAAAUGUCGUACCACAUAACAUAAGUCUUAUCAUACAAAACGAGUUGAAGCAAGGAAUUUACGGCAUUGAAGCAAGUUCGGAAUCCCGGCAUGUGGGACCUAAAAUUGACUCAAUGACAAGGGAUUUGGUACGUAACAUCGAUUCACAGAUAAAUGCUUGGAUAAUGGAUGUUGAAGACAUAAUUGAAGAAGUGACAGCACAAUUUACACCGUAUGACAGCGAAAAGGAGAAAUUUUUGUGGCAACAACAAACUGCUUGGACACUUCAUCUUCUGGCACCACAAUCUGGCCGCCUCUAUUAUACAAUUGGCACACCAAUAAAUGAUUGGAUUCGUGAGGAAAAAUGUAUUUUCUUAUAUGGAGGAAACAACAUUAAAUGGAUUCGAGAAUUCAUUUUCAAGGUACGUGAAGUUGCCUCCAAAAUCCAAAUGAACUUUAAGUUGGCCUACAUUGGGAAAAACAAAAUGAUAAGAGAAAUCAUUAAUAAAGAAAGAAUGAGUCAUUGCCCAUUGUAUGAUUCUAAUGCACUAUGGUGGUUUUGGGCCCGUCUUCAAAGUAUGUUUUUGUCAAGAAUUCAAUUUUUAGAGAUGACUAAUCACCUUGUCAAAGAAAACAGCAAUGAUGAAAUUUUGCAAGGACUCAAAAAAUUAUUGUCCUAUGAAAACAAUAAUGCAACAACUGAAGGAUGGGCCUUGUUAAGCAAAGGAUCAGAAGUGGUUGUAUGUGGACAUGGAAGUAAAAUGUUGCAAGCCAUGAAUAACUACGAGAUUUGGAAGGAAAACAUAGAUGCCACCAAAAGUUUUGGCCAGGCAUUCAAAGACCACCAUGAGAUGCUUUCCAAGGAUAAGCAUUCUUGUUGUACCCUUGAAUAUCCAAUUAGCUUGAGCAAAAUUCCUGAAAAUGAAAGAUGUCUUGAAUGCUCUCGCCGUAUGCAAAAAUUUUUAACUUUCACUUGUUGCCAUGAUCCCGAUGUUGAUUAUGAUAGCGAUGAGUAGUACUUCAUGGUGUAUUCGAUUUUUAUAAUUUUAUUGAACUCAAUGUUUAUUUUCAUUAACUUA